CACAUAUAUAAAUCUCCGUCGCGAGAAACGAAGGCAUCACAAACAUCUCACAGCUUGUAGCGAACGUACCUUUGGCACACAUUUCUAUACAGGGAGAUCUUCUUUACUAAAACACACAACAUGGUAGCUACGAAACACGCCAACGAUCAGGCCGAGCAUCUGGAGAACAUUCCGCAACAACCGUUGCAUCAGAUAGACACUCCUUUCGAAAAGGCCACCUUCGGCAUGGGCUGCUUCUGGGGAUGCGACUCUCUCUUCGGAGCCACCAAAGGUGUUCUGCGCACACGUGUCGGCUAUGCGGGAGGCACUACCGAGUCUCCAGCCUAUAAGAAAAUGGGAGAUCACACGGAAGUCAUCGAGAUUGAUUAUGAUCCGGAAAAGAUCAGCUUCAACGAUCUGCUGGAUUUGUUUUGGAACAAUCACGAGUACGGUUUGACAACUCGCAUGAAGCGCCAGUACAUGUCGCUGAUUCUGUACCACACCGAGGAGCAACGCCAGAUAGCAGAGGAAAGCCGAACACAAGAGCAGAUUAAGCGCGCGCCGGAGCAGAUCAUCACCGAAAUUGCACGAGCAGGUCCCUUCUAUCCAGCCGAAAACUACCACCAAAAGUACCGCCUACAGGGUCAUAGCGAUCUGGCGAAGGGUAUCGGGCUGACACAGGAAUUGCUGCACACGUCGCAUGUGGCCGCUCGUUUGAAUGGUUACCUUAUCGGUGUAUCUGGAUUGAAACAGUUCGAAGAGGAGGCCGAACUGCUGGGACUGAGCAAGGAUCAAGCUCAAUACGUCCGAGAGUACGUCAUCCAGAACGAAGGUGGUGGCAUUUUCUGCUGAAGCAUUUCGGAACAGAUGGGAUGUGAUGCAACAAUGUACAUAUAUAAUGCAUUCUCGACCGUGAGGGGAAAAGAUUCUGCUGAUUUCUUCCCUGACGGCCGAUGGCUGAUAACGGUUUCAUAAAGCGUUAUCAUUCUUACGUUUAAAAAUUGGAACACGGAUAGAUUAGGUGAAUCGAUCCACGAUGCGAUUGUACAAGUGAUGUUAGUUAUAAUUAUAGUUAUACUGAUAACAAGUGAAACGUGUUGUAUUGGAUCUAUUACGUUCUAACGCCACUCGUAGUAAUAAGAUAAUCUGCACAAAAGAUGUCAAACAUUGCUAAUAGAUAAAACAAUAAAAUACUGAAGUCGUGCGCUUCCUAAUAAAAUUA
Anopheles funestus (African malaria mosquito) is the source of this 1201-nucleotide messenger RNA. RefSeq names its product peptide methionine sulfoxide reductase (gene MsrA). Gene Ontology annotation, molecular function: peptide-methionine (S)-S-oxide reductase activity. The record is from RefSeq and is a predicted model, not a curated record. Lineage: Eukaryota; Metazoa; Arthropoda; Insecta; Diptera; Culicidae. The transcript is spliced from 4 exons. Bases 121 to 831 code for a protein of 236 amino acids.